Rhododendron vialii is the source of this 2056-nucleotide messenger RNA. RefSeq names its product probable indole-3-acetic acid-amido synthetase GH3.1. The record is from RefSeq and is a predicted model, not a curated record. Lineage: Eukaryota; Viridiplantae; Streptophyta; Magnoliopsida; Ericales; Ericaceae. Gene Ontology annotation, cellular component: cytoplasm. Bases 92 to 1876 code for a protein of 594 amino acids. Gene Ontology annotation, molecular function: acid-amino acid ligase activity. The transcript has 3 exons.
CUCCACCAUCUUCUUCAUCUCUCUCUCUCUUAACUCGACACAACUCCUCCACCAUCCUCUCCCUUUUUCUCUCUCUCUCUCUCUCUCUCUUAUGGAUAUUGGCUCUACUUGGCCAAAAUCUCAGUUGGGUCCACCAGCGUGCGAGAAGCAUGCCAAGGCACUCCAAUUCAUCGAAGAGGUGACUAGAAAUGCUGAAUCAGUUCAACAGAAGGUUUUGGAAGAAAUACUAAGCGCGAACGCGGAAACUGAGUACCUCCGGCGCUUUAGGCUCUCUGGUUCAAUCGACCGGGACACCUUCAAAUCCAAUGUCCCCGUCGUAACUUACAAAGAGCUUCAACCUGAAAUCCAACGCAUUGUUGAGGGUGACCGCUCCCCGAUCUUGUCCGUUUAUCCCAUCACUGAACUCUUCACUAGUUCUGGCACUUCAGGUGGUCAAAGUAAACUCAUCCCGACGACUAAGGUAGAGAUGGAUCGUCGUGAUAUCCUAACCAAUCUUCGCAUGCCUGUCAUGAGCCUCUAUGUUCCGGAUUUGGAUAAGGGCAAGGGGCUUUAUUUCAUGUUUGUCAAGUCAGAAACGAAGACGCCCGGUGGGCUUCUGGCCCGGACAGUAUUUACUAGCCACUUGAAGAGUGCCCACUUCCAAGCCCGACGCAACGACCCAUAUGAUCUCUACACAAGCCCAGACGAAGCCAUCCAGUGCCCCAACACGUUCCAGAGCAUGUACACCCAUAUGCUAUGCGGCCUCCUGGAGCACAAACAGGUUCACCGAGUCGGGGCAGUGUUUGCCUCGGGCCUACUCCGAGCCAUCCGGUUUCUCCAACUCAAUUGGCCACAACUAACCCACGAUAUCCGAUCCGGAGCGCUCAACCCGGCUAUCACAGACCCAUCGAUCCGGGAUUGCAUGAUCCGGAUCUUGAAGAAGCCUGAACCAGAACUUGCAGACUUUAUUGCUUCAGAGUGCUCAAAGGAGAAUUGGGAAAAAAUUAUCACGAGGAUUUGGCCCAAUACCAAAUACUUGGAUUGUGUUGUAUCGGGUGUAAUGGCCCAACAUAUUACAGCCCUGGAAUACUACAGUGGCGGGUUGUCCGUGGCCUCCACCUCGUACGGUUCAUCUGAAUGCUAUGUCGGACUCAAUCUCAACCCGAUUUGUGACCCAUCCCAAGUCAUCUACACAAUCGUGCCAAACAUGGCCUACUUCGAGUUCAUACCCCAAAAGUCAAACUCCGCCAAACUCGUUGACCUCGCUGAUGUGGAAGUGGGACAGGAAUAUGAACUAGUUGCCACUACCCAUGGAGGACUAUAUCGGUACCGAAUCGGUGACAUCCUCCGAGUCACCGGAUUCCACAACUCGGCCCCACAAGUCCACUUCGUCAGCCGAAAGAAUGUGUUGUUAAGCAUCGACGAGGACAAGACCGACGAGGCCGAGCUACAAAAAUCCGUCGAGACCGCGGGGCGACUCCUGCGUGACGAGUCCGACGCAAUAGUGCUCGACUACACCAGUUACGCCGACACGAAGUUGACCAUUCCGGGUCACUACGUGAUUUACUGGGAAUUAGGCCCCCCAGACUCGACCCGUUGGCCGAGCGAUGAGUUGCUAGGUCGUUGUUGCCUGGCAAUGGAGGAAUCACUCGGCUCCAUAUACAAACGGGGCCGAGUUGCGGACGGGUUAAUCGGGCCGCUGGAGAUACGGGUUGUGAGGAGUGGGACAUUUGAGGAGAUUAUGGAUCAUGCAAUAUCAAGAGGGGCGUCCCUUAGCCAGUAUAAGAUGCCUAGGUGUGUGAGCCUUGCACCAACCAGGAAGCUUCUUGAAUCUAGAGUGGUCUCAGCCCAUUUUAGCCCCUCUUUGCCCCAUUGGAGCCCUGAACUAAGUCCGUAAUUUUUUUUAAAUUCAGAUUUUUUUUUUUUUAAUUUUUUUGGCUUCGUUUUAUUGAUUUCUUAUAAGGUUUAGUUGAUGUGUAAGAAUGUUGUAAUAAGAGCCUCUGGUGAAAUUAUUGUGGAAGUGUACGUGUACGUAGUUACACAUAUUAUAAUGUAGGGUUCAAUUUUGUGUCAUAAA